Messenger RNA from Amoebophrya sp. A25, 345 nucleotides. NCBI's taxonomy places the organism in Eukaryota, Dinophyceae, Syndiniales, Amoebophryaceae. The record is from the annotation of a GenBank genome assembly.
CCGUCGUCAUCGCAGGUUGGAACAGCACCUUCACCACGAGGUGCGUUUACUUGAGGCUUGAUACAAUUCAUUUCCACCAACGGUCGCAAUUUUCUUCUAUUUUGUUUUUCUUAGGAAAAGGAAUACUAGGAUUCUUGGGAAGAUGAGAUAUAGGGUAGAAAUGAAUUGUUUUGAGCUCCUCUAAUUCACCUUCGAUCAAAUGCCCUUACCGUUUGUUAGAGGACAAACGCCUACGGUACAAGAGAAUGCAGAAACAGGAGCUGCUGGACCGCCGUCUUCUUCUGCUUCUCUGCCGGAUAUCAGUGGUGGUGCAUCCGCACCAGGUGCCGCAUUGGGAAUAGCAGA